AUGAUCCGUGCAGGCGUAGCUGCUGCACUCGUGCUCCUCCUCUGCCAGCUCUCGCCAUCAGCCAGCACGGCGUGUCUCCUCCCACCAAGCUUCCCGCCGCCCGAGACGAGCUCCACGGCGGUCUUCUGCGUCGACAAGAGCGGCUGCUGCAACUACACAACAGUGCAGGCAGCUGUCGACGCUGUUCCCGACAACAGCCAGAAGAGGACCAUCGUGUGGAUCAACGCCGGCAUCUACGUGGAGAAGGUGACACUGAAGAAGCCCAACGUCACGUUCCAGGUCCAAGGCAUGAAGGCCACCACGAUCGUGUGGAACGACACGGCGAACUUUGCAAAAGGCACUCGCAAUAGCGCAUCUGUCCAUAUCGAUGCACCAGGCUUCGUUGCAAAGAACAUAAGCUUCAAGAAUGCAGCACCAGCUCCGAAACCUGGAACUGAAGGUGCACAAGCGGUUGCCAUAAGGAUCAGCGGUGACAAGGCAGCUUUCAGCGGCUGCGGCUUCUUCGGCGCUCAAGACACUCUUCUUGACGAACAGCACCGACACUACUUCAAAGAGUGCUUCAUCGAAGGAAGCGUUGACUUCAUUUUCGGGGAUGGACGAUCCUUAUACGAGAACUCCACGCUCAACAGCGUCGCGGAAGAAUUGCCCCAAGGCCAGCACUCCAUCAAUGGCGCAAUCACCGCACAGGCUCGCCAAUUUCCAGAGAACAACACCGGGUUUUCCUUCAUCGGCUGCACAAUCCAAGGAACAGGCUGGAUCCUGCUCGGAAGGGCGUGGCAAGCCUACUCUCGCGUCGUCUUCGCGUAUACCUACAUGCCGGGCAUCGUGGCAUCAGCGGGAUGGGACAACUGGGGCGAUGAGAGAAGAAACAGGUUCUCGUUUUCACUCUUUUUCUAGAAAUUCUCUUUUUUCAAGUCAAUUGCAACUCCACAUUGACAGUUCUAACUUGUUUGUGCAUGAAUUCUCAUAACCGUCUUCUACGGCGAGCAUGGAUGUCUCGGAGAUGGCGCGAACGUGGCGGGCAGGGUGGCCUAUGCCCGGAGCGUCGACGACUCGCAAGUUCGCCCAUUCCUCGACGCCUCGUACAUCGACGGAGAAGAGUGGCUCAAGCCGUUCGAUGAUGCGCUGAUCGCCUGA
This is a messenger RNA of Setaria italica (foxtail millet), 1137 nucleotides long. Its product is annotated as probable pectinesterase 8. Lineage: Eukaryota; Viridiplantae; Streptophyta; Magnoliopsida; Poales; Poaceae. The record is from RefSeq and is a predicted model, not a curated record. Gene Ontology annotation, biological process: cell wall modification. The transcript is spliced from 4 exons. Gene Ontology annotation, molecular function: pectinesterase activity.